Pyricularia pennisetigena is the source of this 1506-nucleotide messenger RNA. RefSeq lists its product as uncharacterized. The coding region runs from base 1 to 1506 and encodes 501 amino acids. The record is from RefSeq and is a predicted model, not a curated record. NCBI's taxonomy places the organism in Eukaryota, Fungi, Ascomycota, Sordariomycetes, Magnaporthales, Pyriculariaceae. The transcript is spliced from 3 exons. Gene Ontology annotation, molecular function: protein binding.
AUGGCGCCGACAAACUCAAUACGAGGCGUCGUCAUCGGCCUCAUGUCCGCCUUCGGCAUUGCGGUCUUUCUGGCAAUUCUUAUCGUCCUCUUUUACUGUGCGAAAUUCACGUCCAAGGGCCGUAUCUUCCUAGAUGGCAUACGUGGGCCUGGAGAGUACGACGAUGAGCAAGCAUUUGCCAGGGAGGAGGAGGAGGCGCUGGAGACGAUGGAUGAUAUGCAAAGGACGGAAUACCUAAGAGCUAAAGCAUUCAUCGAGGCAAACCCUCCCGAAUCCAUGGACACACAAAUAUCACUGUCACAAUACCUCGCCAUUCAAGAAAAGGGCGUCUCGGCCUGGGAAUUUGAACCCGAGCUGGAAAUCGCCAAUUGUUUCGUCGAAGCUCGAACAGAGAUCGAGUUCUUUGAUUCGGAGUGCUGCGUCUUGAGUAACCUACCAGUUCCCAAGCAAAACGAGGUUUACUACUGGGAAGCCAAGAUCUAUGAAAAGCCAGACACCACAUUAAUGAGCAUCGGAAUGUCAACAAAACCAUAUCCCCUAUUCAGACUACCAGGCUACCACAAACACUCCAUUGCUUACCUUUCCAACGGAACCCGUCGAUACAACCAGCCGUUCAAAGGCACCAACUAUGGCCCAAAAUUCGUACAAGGAGAUGUUAUCGGUGUUGGAUACAGACCACGUACGGGCGCCAUAUUCUUUACCCGCAACGGCAAAAGACUGGAGGAUGUUGCGCAGGGACUUAAAACCCAGAACUUCUUCCCUUCUAUUGGUGCCAAUGGUCCCUGCGUUGUUCAUGUCAACUUUGGACAGGCUGGUUUCGUAUUCAUUGAGGCCAACGUCAAGAAGUGGGGUCUGGCGCCGAUGAACGGAUCCCUGGCGCCACCGCCUCCAUAUGGCUCGGAGCAGGGGAGCAUUUUGCUAGAGUCUGGCAGGAAGGAUGGGUAUGCGCCGGCCAGAGGCCACUCUCAGAGCGUAUCGGUUUUGUCUUAUUCGAGACAACAGCACCCUGUCGACACAAGGCACGGCCGCUCGCGAUCUGGCAACUUCAGGUCUUUGCCGCCGACAAGUCCAGGGCCUGUCAGGAGUCCGACUGAUAUAUCUCUUGCCCAUCUGAUCCCGACCGACGAAGCAGGCGAGCCGAGCAGGAUCCCCACCACAUACAGCACUGGAACUUCAUCCUCGUCAGCAGCCCCUCCAGAUCAAUCGCUGGCGAGGUCAAAUCUGCCGCCGCUUGGUCUUGGCUUGGAUUCUAGCCAGCACGCGCCGCCACCUGAAUACUCUAGCCCAACAGCUUCGGAGACCAGCGGAAGUCGCCGAAAUAGCUCCGAGAGCGAUAAUGCGCCUUUGAUCUCCAUUACCAACAGGAGUCGGGGUGCGUCUUCUGCAACGGCCAGGAGUGGUAACGGUUCUAGACCACCACACAGCCCGCCGAUUCCUAGCUACAACGAUGCCGUUCGUGAAGGCGCUGGGCGUGAUAGGAGUGACAGCGCCAUGUCAGGGAGGUAG